This is a messenger RNA of Cladophialophora carrionii CBS 160.54, 546 nucleotides long. RefSeq lists its product as uncharacterized. The record is from RefSeq and is a predicted model, not a curated record. The transcript has a single exon. Gene Ontology annotation, cellular component: extrinsic component of mitochondrial inner membrane. Lineage: Eukaryota; Fungi; Ascomycota; Eurotiomycetes; Chaetothyriales; Herpotrichiellaceae. Gene Ontology annotation, biological process: mitochondrial protein processing; mitochondrial proton-transporting ATP synthase complex assembly. Bases 1 to 546 code for a protein of 181 amino acids. Gene Ontology annotation, molecular function: metalloendopeptidase activity.
AUGGCCGAGUCGUCUACCACGCCUUCCGCACCCACUACAUCUAGUCAACAGGAUGGCUCGGACUUCCGACCCAGCACGACCUUCUGGAAUCGCACGGUCAAUUUCACUCGCAUGCUGACCGGUCAGAUGUCACCUGCGGGGCAGAAAAGGUACUGGGCGGAUGCAGAUGAGCGAUACAGCGAGUUUGACUGCAAACGUUGCGAGCGGGAUCGGGACUACCUGUUGAAAUACUCCCCUACCAUUCGAUUCAUGAACGAGAACAUACGGAAACUCGGUGGAGAGAUGGGUCCGCAGAAUAUCCAUUGCAGGACGUGUCGAGGAGAGGAAGAAGCCAUGCAAGGCGGGUUUGAUCACAAGUACGGGAUUAAAAUUUGUGCAAAUUGGGUCCAAGAACGGUCACAAUUGGAGGAUGUGAUUUCACACGAGCUGGUGCAUGCGUACGAUCAUCUGCGAUUCAAGACCAACUUGACGGAGGAGGAUGAUCUGAGGCAUGCGGCUUGUUCAGAGGUCAGCCGAAACCCAUCCGCGCAAAGACAUCUUUACUAA